GCAGUGUGAUGAAACGUUGAAAGUGCUGCAGUCAAUGUGCAGUUAGACAAGGGACUGUGUGACCUUCCCCCACAAUGCAUCUGGACCAUAACAGUUCCCAGCGCCCAAACUUGACUGAAGCGACGGGCAGUAAAUCUAGGGAAUAACAUAUUUUGUAUUCUUUUUUAAAAAAUUGUUAUUAUAAAUAUAUUUCUUUAAAGAUGGCCAGUUUAAUUUCAUGUGGCGCUGGAUUUUUUGGGAAAACAUUGGGGCUCCUAAGUAGUCGAUCUCUUGCAAGGUGUACUUGUGUGUGCCCAGCAGUGAGAGGGAUUUCUUUCAGCACAAGCUCAGGAGGACCUCCAAAAAGACCACUGACUGGUUACCUUCGAUAUGCAGUACAGCAACGGCCUGCAGUGGCAAAACAGUAUCCAGAUGUGAGGAUUGUGGAAAUAACUAAAAAGAUUGCACAAGAGUGGAGAUUGCUGUCUCCUGAACAAAAAAAGCCAUAUCAGGAGGCUGCACUUGCAGCGAGGCAGGUAUAUAAAGAAGAGAUGACAAAAUUCAAAGAACAGCUAUCGCCUGCCCAGGCAGCAGCACUGAAAGAAGAGAAGAGGCAGAAAAUGGCCAGGAGAAGGGCAAUAAGGAAAAAGCGGGAGCUUACAAUGUUAGGCAAGCCCAAACGACCAAGGUCUGCAUUUAACAUCUUUAUGUCUGAACACUUUCAAGAAGCUACAGGAGAAUCAAUGCAGUCCAAGAUGAAGAACUUGUUCGAAGACUGGAGUAAACUGCGUAUUUCACAAAAACAGGUCUACAUGCAACUUGCAGAAGAUGAUAAAAUCCGGUAUAAAAAUGAAAUGAAAUCGUGGGAAGAACACAUGGUUGAGGUGGGACGUGAAGACCUCAUUCGCAACAGGAAGAAGAAGACGAAACCCAAGAAGUCGGUAAAAGCAAAAGGAAAUAAAACUAAUACCAAAGUGGUUUCAGAAAGCAAAGGCACUGAAACGCCUGCAAGCUCACCUGGUACUGGAAAGUCAGCCAGCAGGGCUAAGAAGGCUGAGGAGUAACAGUGAAGAGCAUGGAUUCUAUUGAUUUCAGUAUCCCUCCAGAUACAUACUGUACUUAAACCUUGUAAGUGUAUAUACUGUUAGCACUUACUGUGCUGGGAAGAUUAAAUGAUCCUCAAGAAGCUGUGAAACAAGUUACAUGGUGAACCGGAAGGUCCCUUGCCUGUUGCAAAUCAUGCUUGUGUUCUAUAAAACAAAAAUGAUAAAACAUUACCAACAACUAAUAGUGUUUUUUUUAGUUAACAUAAAAUAAUGCAUCGAAAUCUUUCAGAUAAAUAUACUUGUUGGGAGUUGCUUUUGGAUUUUGGAAAUAAUGACCUAAAAUUCACAUGAAUCUUUAAUAAAUAAUCGGUUUUAAAAAGCAAAAUUAAGCAUCAAUGAAAUUAAUAAACCCAGACUAAAAAGCACUAUUGAUGUAUAAAUAUAUGUUUGUGUUUGUUAAACAGUAUUAGACAUUUGUGUUUGUGAGACAGCUUCUUUGUUUUUAUGUUCCUUGCAGCUAAAAAAUGAUGAUUCACGUUUUGUAUCUCAACGCCUGAAAUAUAACAGUUAUUUUCUAAAA
Molecule: messenger RNA, 1605 nt
Organism: Acipenser ruthenus (sterlet)
Lineage: Eukaryota; Metazoa; Chordata; Actinopteri; Acipenseriformes; Acipenseridae
Product: transcription factor A, mitochondrial
Exons: 7
Coding region: 201-1043 (280 amino acids)
Molecular function (GO): transcription cis-regulatory region binding
Source: RefSeq, a predicted model, not a curated record